CUGGGUGAGGUGUCCGUUAGCAUCAGGAGACAGAGAGAGUGUUGUAGAGCUGAUGUAGUAGCUGCUUAAACUUGUUUUGUCCUGGCUAGUCCAAUCUGCUAGCAAGGCAUCUGUUAGGCUAUGCUGGAAUAAGACAUUUAGAUCCCUUGAGCAUAGAAGCCUGCUGUACAGUCUUGGCUGUGGAAAGCUUGAUUGCCCCAUUUCAGCUGUGAUACAUGGAAGGAGCUAGCAACAAACAAUGCUUAACAUUUUCUUCUACCACUGAAGUGGACAAGCAGUCUUCAAGGAACCUUGGAGGAAUUUACCACUGACACUCAGUCCCAGACAGUCCUUGUGAAGGAAGACUAUUGUAAACUGUGAAACCCUCUCUUCCUUCCUCUGGAGAUUCCACUGGUAAAGCGAUUCUGAUGCAGUUUCUUCAACUCAACUUCAGAGCCUCUGCCAUGAGAAGGUUGAGCAUUUACCAGUAGGAAGCUUGUAACCCAGUUUGAAAAAGUGAAUCUCCAGAAAGAGGUGAAUUAUUUUUCCCUCUUCUGGCUCUGGAGGGGAUAGGAACUUCUCUGGAAUUGUCUAUAAUUCUUCUGUGUCUACAUCUAUAAAACCUGAUUAAUAUUUUAGGAGAAGAAAAUAGCUGUUCUAUCAAAACUUAUCCUAACACUAUUAUAGUAAUAAUAAUAAUACAAACCCCAUGGAAUUUUGCCCUGCUGUGUGAUAUACUGUACAGAUGCUUUAAAAGUACCAGUCUGUUAGAGUUUACAGUCUGAAGAACACUGACAGACAGGUUGGCAGACAAGAAGUGUUUUCAUUCCCAAUUUCCAGAUGAGCAGCUGAGGCUAAAGAAAUCAGUUCUGACCUGAUGCUAACUGUAAGUCUCUGGAAGUCUGGUGGUUAUAAGAAGUUGGCCAAGGCCUGAGGUCACAGAACGUGGCUGUAGAAUAGCCAGGAGUUAACCACAACUUUUCAGAGUUUCUUGACAGCACGUCUGGUUCUGGCAUUCCUAGUUCACACCUGCCUCUCCCUGCAAAUAUUCAGCAUGCUCUUUUUAAUUCUCACUCUAAUCGGUAGCUGAUUUUGACAAGCUUUCAAGGACUUCAUUGCAAGUUCUAGGAAACUCGUAUUUUGAUAUGAACUGGUGCUAUUUUAUACUGCUUACUCUGUUCUCUUUGCCUUCUCUGAAUGGGCAGAGAUUUAUCAAGCUAUGGGUAUUCACAAAUGUUUUACUUUUUCAACAAAAGGAAAAGCCAGUUCUUGAAACUGCUUUAUGCCUUUACCUGACCUACCUCUUCUGCUGUAAUAUUUACCAUCGCCAGCUCCAGGUGGAAUAGAGCGCUGGUAGAUAUCAGCUGGUAUUGAAAGGCAUAUCUUAACAUAACUCACUUAGAAAUAGGUUGAUAUAUUUCCCUUCUUAAGGCACUUGUUGUGCUGAAUUUAAAGAGAAUGUGCUACGCCUUGUCCUGGUUUUGAGGAAAAGAUCUGCUGAAGUUGAUGUGCUUCUUAUAGACACCCUAUAUGCCUACCCUAGAAGAUAGCCUAUAGAUACCCUACAUGCAUAUAAUUAGAUAAUUAGGUCAAAGCAAAGCCUGCGUGCUUGACAGUUAUCAGCAGUUGAAUUUAUAUUGUGAACAAGACCCUGUAUGGCCACUAAUAAAUCUGGAGCUGGUGAACUCCACCAUAGAUGGGAACUUUGCACAGCAUGCUGUGAUCCAGAAGGAAGGGCUUGCCCAGUGCUGCAAUUUUCAGCUUUUACUCAAACUAGUUAACCAGCUUUUGAUUUCAGUGCCUUUCUUACUGAGAUGCCCAAAGAGCUGGUGCCUCUUGGGUGUAAAACUUUCUAGGAGAAAAGCUGGAAUCUGCUUACUCACGCGGCAAACUCUUCUUGCUCUUUCCUGAUAUCCUGGAAUUGUGUGUUUCUGUCAGUAAAACUGUAAUCCAGCACUUGGCAGCUUGUCAGCACAGCAAGUCUUUGUGGGAGGGUUGAUUGGCAAGGGGAAACAUCAAGCUUAGUUUGUAAGGGUGUGAUCCUGGGGUUUUCCAAGAAUUUUUUUUUCCAUGCGGGAUUUCCCGUACUAUGAAGGACAGGCUGGCUGAGAGAAUAAAAGGCAGUAGUAAAGGCAAGGGCACAGUCUGGAUGCUUUGAGUUGAAUCUUCAAGUCCAUAUUCAGCAGUUUAACUACUAUCCAGCAGUCCCUGCUAAAUAAUAGAAGACUUCUAGAGCACCUGACCAAUACAGCUACACCUCCAUCUGCAUAAAAGACAAAACUCAGAAACAUGACUUGCUUGUGGUUCCUGUCUCUUCUUGCUUAUGGGCUUACAAUACUGGAGGGGGUGAAUUGUUGGAUAUACAUUUAUUCAAAUACAAACAAGACCUAUGAUGAUGCAGAGAAGUGGUGCCGCAACCAUAACGCUAAGUUGGUUGCCAUUCAAAAUAAGAGCAUAAAUGGCUACCUCAAUGAAACCUUACCCCACAAUCCAGGUUACUACUGGAUUGGAAUCAGAAAAAUUAAUGAUAAGUGGACCUGGGUAGCAACAAACGAAACACUGAUGGAAAAAGAUGAAAACUGGGCUACAGGCGAGCCAAAUGGCAGGAAAGACGAGGACUGUGUUGAAAUCUACAUCAAAAGAGACAGAGAUGCUGGCAAAUGGAAUGAUGAGAGGUGUGACAAAGCAAAGGUCGCCUUGUGCUAUAGAGCUUCUUGCAAUGAGUCUACCUGCAGUGGCAAUGGGCAAUGCAACGAGGGUUUUAACAAUUACACCUGCGAAUGUAACCCUGGAUUCUAUGGGAGGAAUUGUGAACUUGCUGUGACCUGCCCUGCUCCAUCCAUUGCUAAUGGCUCUGUGGCCUGCUCCGAUCCCUCUGCGAAUGUCACCUGGGGUAACAACUGCACGUUCACUUGUGAGGAAGGAUUUAUCCUGAAAGGACCAGACACACUGCAGUGUGGAUCUUCUGGGAAUUGGUCAGAGGAGCAGCCAUCCUGUGAAGCUGUGACCUGCCCUGCCUUAACACCCAUCGCUAAUGGCUCUGUGACCUGCUCCGAUCCCUCUGUGAAUGUCACCUGGGGUACCAACUGCACGUUCACUUGUGAGGAAGGAUUUGUCCUGAAAGGACAAGACACACUGCAGUGUGGAUCUUCUGGGAAUUGGACAGAGGAGCAGCCAUCCUGUGAAGCUGUGACCUGCCCUGCUCCAUCCAUUGCUCAUGGCUCUGUGAACUGCUCUGAUCCCUCUGCGAAUGUCACCUGGGGUACCAACUGCACGUUCACUUGUGAGGAAGGAUUUGUCCUGAAAGGACAAGACACACUGCAGUGUGGAUCUUCUGGGAAUUGGACAAAGGAACAGCCAUCCUGUGAAGCUGUGACCUGCCCUGUUCCAUCCAUUGCUCAUGGCUCUGUGAACUGCUCCGAUCCCUCUGUGAAUGUCAUCUGGGGUACCAACUGCACGUUCACUUGUGAGGAAGGAUUUGUCCUGGAAGGACCAGACACACUGCAGUGUGAAUCUUCUGGGAAUUGGACAAAGGAACAGCCAUCCUGUAAAGCUGUGACCUGCCCUGCCUUAACACCCAUUGCUAAUGGCUCUGUGACCUGCUCCCAUCCCUCUGCGAAUGUCACCUGGGGUAACAACUGCACGUUCACUUGUGAGGAAGGAUUUGUCCUGAAAGGACCAGACACACUGCAUUGUGAAUCUUCUGGGAAUUGGACAGAGGAGCAGCCAUCCUGUAAAGCUGUGACCUGCCCUGCCUUAACACCCAUUGCUAAUGGCUCUGUGAACUGCUCUGAUCCCUCUGCGAAUGUCACCUGGGGUACCAACUGCACGUUCACUUGUGAGGAAGGAUUUGUCCUGAAAGGACAAGACACACUGCAGUGUGGAUCUUCUGGGAACUGGACAAAGGAACAGCCAUCCUGUAAAGCUUCUGAACGUCCCGAUGUCAACUAUGUCUAUGUGGGUAUAGCAGCCAUAAGUGCCUCUGUGUUGACCACAGCAGCAUUCUUCCUUUGGCUAGCAAGACGCUUGAGAAAAAAAGCAAAGAAAUUCACUCCUUCCAGCAGCUGUCAGAGCCUUACUACUGAAGGCAGUUUCCAGCAUGUUGGCAGGACGGUUUAACUCCAGGUGUUUCAGGAAUUGAAGCCAUCUUUACUUAUGUCUCAGGUUUUCAGGAAAUGAAACUGCAUGCAGAUCAGCAGCUGUCCAGAUGUUUUUACCUCUUGCUGACAAGAUGAUUCACCUUGUGUAUUGCUCAAAUUUUGAACUCAAGCUGUCUGGUAUUUUCAUUGAAGACAAACAAGCAGAGGGCAAAAUUCUGGCCUUCUGGCAAAAUACUGUCUGCAUUCAGUCAUGUAGUUAUCAUAACUGGGAGCUUGCCAUCUCUUGUCCAGAUGGUGAGCAAAUAGUAAGCUGCUGCCUAAAGAGGAGGCUGGUUUCUCCUCUGUUCUGCUCAAAGGUACCUAGGUGAGGUGAAGACAUGCAUUAUUUCACAUGACUUACUACACUGCUGGAGAUGUCUUCUCUGGAGACAUAUGGGAUAUACUUGCAGAAACAAAAUAAUUGGGAUUAAGAAACAUUUGUUGAAUUGCUUUGAAGUCAUUGAUCUGGUUUAUUGUUGAAAUCAGUUUAAGAUGAUGUCCCUGACAUAAAUGGACGGUUACUUGUGUUUCUGCUGCAUGUCCCAGAUAGCUUGUGGACUUUUUUGCUAAUAGCACUAGGAAUGUUGGUGCUUGUAAUAGGUACUUCAGUUUCUGAAUGCAGCAAUUAGAUCUGAAAUGAUCUCAUCCCCAUGGGAUUACUGUAAUACAGGUGUAUAUUUAAAUAUUUAAUUUGAGUGAAUUUUACUGUGGGUAUUUCUGUGCUGUUAACAGUAAAUGUUUAAAGCACCUGUUCCUGAGUAGGUCUCUGAUCACUGAUCUGGGCACAGGCCAUUUUAAAAUGUCAGAUAUGUUUCUAAGAUUACAUGCCUGCAUAUAAUUUGCAAAUAAAAUGGAAGUCUCAGAUUUGUAUGUGUGUAUAUAUAUAUUGCAAGUAUGAUUUAUAAAGCUCUUAAAGGACUUUAAACGAUUCGUAAGUUAUGUUUAAGUUAUAACCAUAAAUUAAACAUCUGUAUGACUUGGAAUUUGAUAUGUAUUGUUCUAUUUGUAACAUUAUUUAAUAAAACAUUUUAAAUGUAA
Anas platyrhynchos (mallard) is the source of this 5156-nucleotide messenger RNA. The record is from RefSeq and is a predicted model, not a curated record. NCBI's taxonomy places the organism in Eukaryota, Metazoa, Chordata, Aves, Anseriformes, Anatidae.